CAUGCUCUGCACUUCUGUUGUCUGUGUGUUAGCUGUGACAGGAAACAGACGUCAGUGCUGUAUGUUCAUGUAAAAGAAAUGCAAACGAUCGAGUGUGGAAUUCCAGAAAGAGCAAGAAAUACAGGCUGACUAGACUAUUAUACACACAGACAUAUAAACAAACACACACACACACACACACACACUCAUACACACACUCACACACACAUAUACAAACACACACACACGCUCGCGCACACACAUACAAACACACACGCAUACAUACUACGCGCGUGCGCGCACACACACGCACGGAGACACCGGCUGUUUACUUUUACUUAGUCAGUUCUUCAUUUCUGCAAUCAGAAGUACAAUGGAGCAGAAGAUAAACGAUGUUGUGCAGAUGUGCUGUGAGGUCUCAGCGAGCAGGGACAUGAAGGCUACAGUGAAAGGUUCUCUGAAAGGAGGAGCGAUGGCUGGAGGGAGCGCUGUGGUGGGAAGCCUGCUGCUCGGUCCGGUCGGACUCGCUGUCGGUGCAGCGGCCGGAGGUCUUGUGGCCUGGAUGACCAGCGGUCAGUUUAAACCAGUUCCUCAGAUCCUCAUGGAGCUUCCACCACAGGAGAAACAGAAGCUUUACUCUGAGAUCAGUGUGAUUCUGGGAUCUCUGGACUGGACAGACGUCACUCAGCUGAUGUUUCUUGUUCGAGGAAAUAAAACGAUGCUGCAGAGAGUCGAAGCUGGGAUUCAGUCUUUUGUAAAUAACAGUCUAGGCGCUGAACUGAAAUACGGAAACUAAGAGCAGAGACAUGAGAACAGCACAGAUAAAGUAGAAUCUGGUUUUGAGUGAAUAUUUAAUCAUUAGAUAUUUCUGUAAAGCUGCUCCGUGAUCCACUGUGUACAAAUAAAUUAAUUAGAGUCGCCCUUUACAAA
Molecule: messenger RNA, 909 nt
Organism: Tachysurus fulvidraco (yellow catfish)
Lineage: Eukaryota; Metazoa; Chordata; Actinopteri; Siluriformes; Bagridae
Product: protein C19orf12 homolog
Exons: 3
Coding region: 353-775 (140 amino acids)
Source: RefSeq, a predicted model, not a curated record